UCCCGGGCUAGGGAACUAAUGACUACCACGGUGGGAACAGAAGGGCGAUGGGGUCGGGCGGGUCUGCUUUACGGCACGGCAGGGAAACAGUGCGGCUCCGAGCAGGGCAAAGAUUUAAGCAGGGAAUUUUUGCGACAGUGGAAGGACGAAACGAUGCCUCAGGUAUCUUUACGACGGAGGGGGUUCCGGCGUCCACUUUGUUUUGCGACAGAGGCACCGACGACCCCGACGUCGUUGAGGGAAGAGACACCUCGAAACACCCGCUUUACGGCAAGAGUAGGAGGUUUCUUCUUUCACGCUACACGCUUUAAAGCUGUGUGAGCGGCACUUGUAGAAGCGGGGAGAAGCGGCGGCUUUGUAAAUGAAAGUCUCUGCCCUCCACGCUUCCGAGACUGGAAGUGGCUUGCGACACUGUCGCACUUCUCCUAGCUUGCCUCACGCCUCUCGUGAAAGGCAGAGCUUUUGGGGAAAAAAGCUCGCAGAUGUUUUAAUCCAAUUCAACAAAAAUCUUAGAUUUAAAAGCCACGAAUAAAGAAUCCAAAGAAACUUCGUUAGGCAGUUUGGAGCAACGGUGCAGAUGGUUCCCAAAAAUCCCCCAGACCUGUUCGCAAACCCCCAGCCCAACUCUCCGAUACUCGCGCUAAGGGUGAGGGACUGUGACGUCACAAUUCAGGCUUCUUGCUCCCCAGCAAGGCCUCGAAACUAUGAUUGGCUGAUUCGGACGUGGGCAGUGAAGGGGAAGAAGGGCGGGAACAAACACGAGAGACAAAGAAAGAAUACAGAGAGGACUAGGAAGGGAGGGGCGAACAGCGGGGCUUCCAGCCCGAGGUCGCGCUACAGGGUCUUGAUAACGCCCACAGGGGCUCCUGGGAGCAGAGGGAUUGGGGACCAAGGCCUGUGCCCAAGUACCGCCGGCCCAUCGCGUUGGGGUUGGGGUCUCGGGGGCGGGGCUAUGUGGUGCAGAGAGGCGGGGCCGGGGUAGCUGAGAGUGGCCCCCAGGUGGGGUCAUGGAGAAGCCAGAGUCUCUGGGGACCGCUGGCGGCCUCAACGGGGAAUCCGCCGGAGUGGCAUCCAGGGGCUUGCCCCGAGGGAUCCGAGGAGUGGAGGCAGGCGCCGGGUUGCCAUCCGGAGUAAUCUUGUUUCAUGGUUCUGGACCCUCCUUGCACCCCGGGGGAAUCGUAGUUCCUAGUUCUGGUUCCAGCCGGUCCCCCGGGGGAGUCCUCGGUUCGGGGCCCAACCAGCACCUCGGGGAGGUUGCGGGCCACAGCCUUGGGUCCGGCACAUACCCUGACGGAUUCAACACCCCCGGCCCUGGAACCAGCGUAUCCGGGGUAUCCAGCCCCCGGUCCGGGGGAGCAGGGGCGUACAGCUUGGGGUGCAGUCCGCGUUCCGGGAUACCUUGCCCACAUUCCUACAACUCCUAUGAGGAUCGGCCACGCGGCAUCCUCAAAAACAACAGCACCGUCUUGAUGCAGAAAUCCCCCAGUGCGGAGAAGAAAAAGUCUCAGCGCUGGGAUGAGAUGAAUAUCCUGGCCACCUACCACCCUGCUGGCAAGGACUAUGGAUUUAUGAAGGUGGAUGAGCCCGGCACUCCCUACCACAGGCUGCAGGACAGGGAUGAGGACCUGUCCCCAGGCUCCUCCCACACGGUAACACCUGAGGCGCUGGCAGAGAGGUUUGCAACAAUGGACAAUUUCUGCCCAAAGGUCCUCCAGUACGGUGAUAACAGAAGCUCAGGGUCUCCAGACAACUUUUCCAAGACAUACUCCAGUGAUUUUGACAAGCGCCGCAAGGCCCACUAUGAUGAAGGGAAGUUCCUCAAGACCCAGAAAGCCCUGCCCUUGGAUGAUGAGGAAGACAACAGUGGGGGCAGUGCAAAUAUCAGCAGUGGCAGUCAAGGUGUUAUGCUGGAUCCAGAGCCCAGGCCUGUGGAGAGAGGCUGGGCAGGAGAAUUGGCCAGAGGAGUCAAAGAUGAGACUGGCCUAGUGGCCAGGAACCACAUCCUGGAAGCCAAGGGUUAGCUUUGAGGGGAGUCGGGGUGCUGAACUCAAGGAAGCUUUAGUCCAGAGCCAGUUCCUCCCUUCCCUACCACAGUCCCUCUUCCCCAGUGGGUAUCAGACCCAGAGUCCUGCUGCCUGAGGGGGAGGUAAUGCUGGGAGGUGACCCCAGGGCAGAUAGGACAGCUGGAGUGGAGUCCCCAUUCACGAUAAGAUGCCCAGGGAAGGCUGACUGGUGAGGAACAGAAACCCAAGAGAACCAUGAGAGAUGGAGAGGUUACUAAAGAUUCUCUAAAAUGGGAGGAGGAAAAGAGAAGUAAGGGAGAUGCGAUUCUAGGGCUUAUGCUUCUCUCCUGUGGCGGAGCCUGUAGUGUUGACAGCCAACCUCGGGGCAGGAAUACCCCAGGUAGCCAUAAGAAUCAGAUUGAUUUGGGUGACUUUGCAGAUUCCUCUACCUCCAGAAAUCCAUCCCCAGCUUUGACCCCUCCUGCAUCGGAACAGGAGAUCGAUCAUCAACGCAAGGAAUAUUACAGCAAAGGAAGAUACCUGAGG
Molecule: messenger RNA, 2549 nt
Organism: Loxodonta africana (African savanna elephant)
Lineage: Eukaryota; Metazoa; Chordata; Mammalia; Proboscidea; Elephantidae
Exons: 5
Coding region: 1008-2021 (337 amino acids)
Biological process (GO): regulation of signal transduction
Molecular function (GO): protein phosphatase inhibitor activity
Source: RefSeq, a predicted model, not a curated record